Drosophila miranda is the source of this 2140-nucleotide messenger RNA. RefSeq names its product protein giant (gene gt). The record is from RefSeq and is a predicted model, not a curated record. Gene Ontology annotation, biological process: regulation of transcription by RNA polymerase II. Lineage: Eukaryota; Metazoa; Arthropoda; Insecta; Diptera; Drosophilidae. Gene Ontology annotation, molecular function: DNA-binding transcription factor activity, RNA polymerase II-specific; RNA polymerase II cis-regulatory region sequence-specific DNA binding. The coding region runs from base 154 to 1635 and encodes 493 amino acids. Gene Ontology annotation, cellular component: nucleus. The transcript has 2 exons.
CGAAAGGAAAUCAGUUUGCAUUCGCCAACGUCAGAGUCAGCGUCACGUCACCUACACCACACACACACAGAGAGAGAGAGCGAGCUAGAGAGCUAGCAGAACAUCAGUUUACAGUUAUCACGCUUUGGAUUAAUCAACCGUUAGUCAGACAUCAUGCUGAUGCACGAGAAACUCAUGUCCGGACAGUUCUUCAACGACCUGAAGACUGAUCGCAAGCCUUUGCUGCACCACCACCACCAUCACCAGUACCACAACCACCAUCACCACCACCAGCAAUCGUCGCCGCAGCAGCCGCACCAUCACCAUCAGCAGCACCAGCAGCAGCAGCAUCUGCAGCAACAGCAUCUGCAUCUGCAGCACAGCCAAUUGCAGCAGCAGAGCCUGGCCCUGCCCAAAAUGGAUCUCUACACCGCCUACGCCUAUCAGCAGCAGCUCCUUGGCGCUGCCCUCAGCCAACAGCAGCAGCAGCAACAGCAGCAGCAUCAACAGCAACUGCAGCAGGCAACAGUUGGAGGAGCUGCCUCCGCCGAGGUCCUUGAUCUGUCACGCCGCUGCGACAGCGUGGAGACGCCCCGGAAGACUCCCUCACCCUACCAGACCAACUACAGCUACGGCAGCGGCUCGCCCUCGACCUCACCCACAGCCACGGGCUCCGUCUCCGGCUCCGGCUCUGGCUCUAUCCCAAGCAGCCUUCUGUACUCCGUCCAACAGCAGCAACAGCAGCUGGCCAGCCUCUAUCCGGCCUUUUACUACGGCAACAUAAAGCAGGAGCCGUCCGCCCCCAAGGUCACACCUAAUGCCAAUGCCAGUGCCACGGCCACUGCCAGCCUCCUGCAGACAUUCGCUGCUGCCUCGGCGGCUGCCGCCGCUGCAGCUGUGGGGGUUUCCCCACGACCGGCCAGCAAUGCCAGCACCAUGCAGAUCGAUGUUUUGGAGACCCCACAAUCGCCGCCCGCAGCCCAGACCACCAACAACAGCAGCACCACCGCCUCCACCACUCCUACCAGCAGCACCGUAGCGAACAGCGCCUCCGACACGGGCAAGAACACACGCCCCUUCAAGGCAUUCCCCCGCGACCCACUAGUGAUUGCCGCCAACUUUGCGGCCACGGAUGUUCUCCUGGACAACCCGCGCGUUGAGCGCUACACCGAGUACCGGAAGCGGGUACUCGAACAGAUCCGCAGCUCGAACGGCGGCUCUCGCACCGUGACGAACCCCAAAAUGCGUCGCACCAACUCCCGCAGCGGCAGCGUCAACGAGGGCAGCUCCUCGAACAACAACAGCGAGAGCGAGGAUCGUGCGGCCGCCGAGGAAUCCAGCGAUUGCGACUCGCAUGCCGGCAACUUCGAGUCCAAGUCUACCACCGGCUCUCACUCGAACGGCAGCUCCUCUGGGGCGGCCAAUGCCAGCUUCCAGCCGUCCAGCGGCGGACAGGUGAAGGAUGCCGCCUACUACGAGCGGCGUCGUAAGAAUAACGCGGCAGCCAAGAAGUCGCGCGACCGUCGCCGCAUCAAGGAGGACGAGAUUGCCAUCCGGGCCGCCUACCUGGAGCGCCAGAACAUCGAGCUGCUGUGCCAGAUUGAUGCGCUCAAGGCGCAGCUGGCCGCCUUCACGGCCAAGGUAGCCACUGCCUAGACGAUCCUCGAUCAACGAUCACCGAUUACUGAUCAUUGAUCCACGAUCAUCGAUCCCAAUCGCCAGAGCCAAAUCCGGCUGCUUGUUGCGUUGAACGCGUGCGAGUCUCAGUUCAGAUUGGUUUCGAUUCGCCAGCCAGUUCCUAUCUAUAUGAAUUUUUUUUUGGGUCAGCUUAUCUGUGAAUAUAGCCUGGGGGCUCUCAUCUUCUAUCUGAGCUGUACAACCUCGCACCACGCUCCUUUAUCCCUCGCAUUUAAGUACUUUAAGUCCUUGGAUAUGUACACCGCCGCGGAUACGUUAUAUUUGUAAAAUGUAGUUCCUCCCAAUUGCAUCCUCGCAUUCUCCCCAGUUAAUCAGCGAAACAGCUCCUGCUCUUAUCCUGCGCCUAUGCACAGCCCUACCCUACCCUACCAUCAUUGUAGAAGUCCCCACUAGUCGUAGUUUACGGUUUAAGCGAAUUUUUUUAUAGUUUCUAAGUGCAAAAUAAAAUAAAAAAUCCACAACA